Hyaena hyaena (striped hyena) is the source of this 1641-nucleotide messenger RNA. Its product is annotated as schlafen family member 12-like. The record is from RefSeq and is a predicted model, not a curated record. Lineage: Eukaryota; Metazoa; Chordata; Mammalia; Carnivora; Hyaenidae.
GGAUUUCUGCUUGGAAAUUGAAUGGCUACUGGGAAAAUGAGCAGUAAUGUUUAUUUGGAAAUUAACUCUGCUGGGCUGGUUUUAAAUGUGGAGACUCUUGAGGUGAAGAACAGAAACGAAAUGAAAGAUUGUCAACUGCGAAAAAAGCAGAAUGAAAACAUCUUAAAAGCUGUGAUUACUUUGCUGGAUUCUAUAGGGGGAAUAAUCAAGGCUGAAAUUGAGAAUGAAAACUAUAGUUACCAACGAGAUGGAAUAGGACAAGAUUUGGAAAAAUCUUUUGUAAAUAUUUUUCCAUCUGUUCCUAACUACUUAACCUUUAUACAGCAAGGUAAAUACUUUCACAUUUUUGUCAACUCAUGGAGCUCAGAAACCUCUGGUUUACAGAUUGUCACCUUGAAGACCAAGAUGUACAGAACGGAUGUAACAUGUACAAAUAUGAUGCGUGUCACUGAUACACUGGAGAUCCUCAAGGCCAACAGCAAAACUGGAAGAAGAUUAUCUGGACCUAAAUUGCUUCCACAGGCAGAUGUACAAAAAAAGAGUGACAUAAAGGGCUUGGCUGAUGCCUUUUUUAACAGGACACAACUUAGGUACAGAGAAAAAGUUCCCUUUACUGAAUCCACACAUGAUGAAAUGAAAGCCUUCUCAACAGGAAAGUGCUUACAACGCGUUAAAGAGAUCCUCCCUCAUUAUGUUUCUGCUUUUGCAAAUACUGAUGGGGGAUAUUUGUUUAUUGUUUUAAAUGAAGAAAAAGAAGUAAUUGGCUUUAAAACAAGAGUGGAAGAUUUUAACUGGUUAGAAACAGAGAUAAAAAAAUACAUUAGGGAGUUGCCUAUCUAUCACUUUUGUAGGGAGAAGAAGGAGAUAAAUUACUCAUGCAAAUUCCUCGAAAUAUAUGAUGAAGGAAAUAUUUGUGGAUAUGUUUGUGCACUCAAAAUAGCGCCAUUCUGUUGUGUGGUGUUUGCUAAAGAGCCAGAAUCCUGUCAAAUGAAAGACAACCAAGUGAGGCAGUUUACCACGGAGGAAUGGACUUCCACAAUGUUGCCUGCUAACCCAGAUUUUUCCUGGUUAAAAGACAGACUUUUCUCAUGGAUCCCCAGGAGUUGGGCUGUUGGGAAUUUGGUAAAUAAGCAACAGAGAUAUGCCCUUUCAGGUUCCAAGGCCGAUUGGCCAGAGGGCGCCUGUGAGCGCCACAGCGGGAGCGGGGAUUGGAUUAAACCUUCCAGGAACCCCCAGUAUGUGCAGAGUCCCAGGACGCGCGGGUUCAGUCGGCUCUCCGUGCAGCUUGCUCGAGAGUCCUUCUUCUUGUGCAUGUUGGAGUCUCGGCAGGGCGUGUGGCGCGGAACCUGGUACCACGCUAGUGCCCAGGAAACGCUCGACUUUGUUUGCCCUGAACUCCAACACCAACGCCUUUCACCACCUAAAGCCAAAUCCCAGCUCUCGGCCUUUGACACGUAUGCUUUCAGAAUUUCGGCAAUAAGACAAAAAGAGGAAGGGUGUACGUUUGCAGAAUCAGAGGCAAAGGAACCCACGUGCUGGAAGCGUCCUUUGGGGGUGCGGGCGCCAGCCGGAGGCCACCUGGGUCCAACCACCAUAGCCGCCAAUGUUUUCCUUCCAGGCGUGGAUGCCCGGAUCAGAUAG